CGGUAUUGAAUGACUCAGACCACUAUGCCAGGAAACUAGUUGGUGUGCAUAACCUGUGAUGUCAUCAUACGCCUACCGAUUCUAUCUUUGGCGAGUUUCCGAUUCCAAAGUGGUUGCAAUACAUUAGAAAGUAAAAGUGGGCGACGAUGCUUCUAGCUAUUUACUUUAGUGUACUUGUUCUUUUAAUUAAGGCGACUUCAGGUCUACGUUGUUACGAUUGCCAAGACCGCGUUAUAAAUGGCAGCCAUGUUGACCCCACGUGUGUCAAUCCAACCGGUUUGAAUUCUUCUAGAAUUUGUUACAAUGGUGAGCUGUAUUGCAUCACAACUACGUCACAAUAUCAAAAUACAAUAACAAGAAAUUGUUCUGCUUCCAAGAGUACCAGUGAAUGUCGAGACGUCGUUGGUUAUCGAACGUGCGUCACUUCCUGCCAAACAGAUUUAUGCAACAACUUCACAGUCGCUGUGCCUAAUUCAUUGGUGAUUUCAAUCUGUUGCAUUAUUUUGGUGAUGUCAGAAACGCUCCGUUGGUGAAAUGCUCAUUUCUAUUUAACAUUGCUUAACACUGAUACGUUGGAAAUAAUAAACCUACAUCUGUUUUCCAGUGCGUAACAAUAUGUGUUUGCGUUGUAAAAUGUAAGCAGUGCCAUUGCUUAAUAACAAAUAAACCAAAGCCCAUUGAA
Messenger RNA from Ciona intestinalis (vase tunicate), 682 nucleotides. Its product is annotated as low affinity immunoglobulin epsilon Fc receptor-like. Lineage: Eukaryota; Metazoa; Chordata; Ascidiacea; Phlebobranchia; Cionidae. The record is from RefSeq and is a predicted model, not a curated record.